GGGCGGUACUUACGCAUGAGUUGGGAAAGCUAAGCAAAGCUGAGAACAACACUGCUGACAUGAUUGCCCGUCAAGGUGCAUGUAUGGUUUUCUAAACCUUUCGGAUUCCCCGAGUUUAGCCAACAUGGACACUUUCAGGAUGACUAAGGAAGGCCCGAGUCGUUGUUGAGUUUUGCGCUAGCCGUGUGACGUUAGCUCGUGCGGCUAGUAACUCCUGCUGCGGCUGGCGGCUUCAGACAACUUGUCAAGAGCCGAGGCGAUCGACAGAUAUCCCAGGCACAAUUCGGAACUGUUUUCGACACGCUCCUGCUGUACAUAUCUGCCGCAAGUUGUCGCUGCGCCGACGGCCAUCGAAACAGCAGCACUUUAGAGAGAGUGGGCCAUCAUGGCAACGUGACAGGAGGGAAGCCCGCUGAGUGAGCUUCGAAAGGAGUCAUGGAGGGCUUACAGCAACCUUCUCCCAAGAAGCACAACAGGGUCAAUGGCUACUGCCAGCCAAGUUCACCCGAGGAUGCGGCUGCUGUUAAGUGGCCUCGAGGGGAAUCCCAGGGCUCAGACAGCUGCGAGGGUGCGACUGCAUCGGAACAUGCGGACCUGGAUGAGCCCAAAGGUCCCGAAAGACACGUCGAGAUCAAAGAGGAGCUGGAGGACGCGUCUGCUCGGCGAGGCAAGCAGGAGAAAGGAGGGAAUGCAGAUGAAGAAAACAAUCACAGCAGUGCAGCGUCAAGCUACACCGCAGACCUUUCCCACACGCCGUCGGCAUCACUGUCCGAGCAGCUGCGUUUGGGCCGUGAGGACACGACAGCCUCUGGAAUCAGUGUGGAGUGUAAGGUCUGUGGGGACAAGGCGUCAGGCUUUCACUAUGGUGUACAUGCCUGUGAGGGUUGUAAGGGCUUUUUCAGACGAACUGUGCGCAUGAAAUUGGAAUAUGAGCGCUGCGAGCGUUCCUGCAAAAUUCAGAAGAAGAAUCGCAACAAGUGCCAAUAUUGUCGUUUCCAGAAGUGCCUUUCUUUGGGAAUGUCUCAUGAUGCAAUCAGAUAUGGCCGCAUGCCUGAGGCAGAGAGGAAGAAAUUGGUGGCAGGCCUGCUUGCAGACGAGUUAAACGUCUGCAAACCAGGAGGCUCAGACUUGAAGACACUGGCCAAGCAAGUCAACACAGCCUACUUGAAGAAUCUCAGUCUGACCAAGAAGAGGGCCCGCAGUAUCCUGAUGGGAAAGACCAGCAGCACCUCACCAUUUGUGAUCUAUGACGUGGACACGCUUUGGAAGGCUGAAAGUGGUUUAGUGUGGAGCCAGUUGCUUCCAGGCGCUCCCCUGACCAAGGAGAUCGGGGUGCACGUGUUCUACCGCUGCCAGUGCACCACGGUAGAGACGGUGCGCGAGCUCACCGAGUUUGCCAAGAGCAUUCCGGGGUUUGUCGACCUCUUCCUGAACGACCAGGUGACGUUGCUGAAGUAUGGUGUGCAUGAAGCAAUUUUUGCAAUGUUGCCAUCUCUCAUGAACAAAGAUGGACUUCUGGUGGCCAACGGUAAAGGCUUUGUGACCAGGGAGUUCUUGCGCAGCCUAAGGAAACCUUUCAGUGAGAUCAUGGAACCCAAGUUUGAGUUUGCUGUCAAGUUCAAUGCCCUGGAGCUGGACGACAGUGACCUGGCCCUCUUUGUAGCUGCCAUCAUCCUCUGUGGAGAUCGCCCAGGCUUGAUGAAUGUGAAGCAGGUGGAGCAGAGCCAGGACAACAUCCUGCAGGCCCUAGACCUCCAUCUGCAGGCGAACCACUCUGACUCAGUCUACCUCUUCCCCAAGCUGCUGCAGAAAAUGGCCGACCUCCGCCAGCUGGUCACAGAGAACGCUCAGCUUGUGCAGAAAAUCAAAAAAACAGAGUCUGAGACAUCAUUGCACCCUCUUUUGCAGGAGAUCUACAAGGACAUGUAUUAAACUACUCUGAGCAAUACUGUUACAGACUGAAUACACACUUAUUAGAACAAUACACUGUGUUCAGUUAAACACUGUUCCAAGUGAGGUGUCAUACCUACGCAUCAGCACACAAAUUACGUGUGCAUCUGGAAUAAGGUCCACCCUCAUUUCCGCAAAGGUCACAUCACAAAAGAACACGUGUUUUUCUUACUGAAGCUGCUCCCUGCUUUCCUGGGGAAACAGUUCAUGUUACAUAUGUACAGACUUGCGCGGUGCUGCGGAGAGCAACCAGCAGUGUGGACACGGUGCGUUUUAAAGAUACCGGAGUGAUUAGACAAAGCUAACACACAGGUUGGUUUUUGUUUACAUUCUUAUCUUCAUGUAGUGACCUCCAACUUUACCGAUUGGCCGUGUGGACCUCACUUGGCGCAGGUGCCUGUGCAAUAGCGUAUUCAUUAGUAAAUGUGGACAGCCAAGCCAUCUAGCCAUAUGCAAUACACAUACGCAUAUGACCUGCACAAGUACAAGCAACGCAUCCUGUUUUUAGUUUCUCACAUGAUUUUUGUCCUUGUAAUUAUGUCUAAUUUUAAUUUGUAUUAUAUUUGUGAAACAUGAACGUCAUCACAUCAUUGUAUGUAUUUGACAAUAUUUGUUUCUUACCUGCUUGGUUUGCAAAAUAUACUAUCAACUUUAUACACCUUUUCAUUUCAUGCAGUGACAUGCGUGUUUUAAAAACAGUACAGUAGGCCUAUUUCACUCACUUUCCUCAUGUACAAUUAGAUUUUUUUAACCAUUUUCUUAUUUCUUUCUCAUUUUUCUUAAUUUCUUUUAGUCAGGCUUCAUCUGCUCUACCUCUAUUGUAUGACAAUAUUCCCCUGUCUCGACAAAGCACAUGCUAUUCUUUGCUUUUUUUUUUUUUUUGAAUGGGUGCAACCUAUUUCAGUCGUGGUCAAGCAAGUGAACAAGAUGAUUGAAAUGUCAAAAAAACAAAAUGCACCGUACGUUAUUGUGAGCUACCUCUGCCUGUCUAAAAAGUGCCAAAUAUGUUCAACCAAUGACUUGAAAUGAUCGUAAUAUGUUACCGAGGAAAGUUACAGCUCUUUCAUAAACUAUUAGAACUGUU
This is a messenger RNA of Syngnathus acus (greater pipefish), 3034 nucleotides long. RefSeq names its product peroxisome proliferator-activated receptor delta b (gene ppardb). The coding region runs from base 436 to 1932 and encodes 498 amino acids. The record is from RefSeq and is a predicted model, not a curated record. The transcript is spliced from 8 exons. Gene Ontology annotation, biological process: hormone-mediated signaling pathway; regulation of lipid metabolic process; negative regulation of transcription by RNA polymerase II. Gene Ontology annotation, cellular component: nucleus. Lineage: Eukaryota; Metazoa; Chordata; Actinopteri; Syngnathiformes; Syngnathidae. Gene Ontology annotation, molecular function: zinc ion binding; nuclear receptor activity; RNA polymerase II cis-regulatory region sequence-specific DNA binding.